AUGGCCACCGCUGUCUCUCUCGAUCCAUCGUAUCUCGCUAAUCCGCGACCAUCCUCCCCUAUCAAGAGAAAUGCUUGCUCGACAACUGCCGCGAAUGCGCCUCUCCACGACCGCCGCCAAGCCUUACUCGUGGACCUAGAUCAAGUCGUCCCCAUCGUCGGCAUCCAAUACUUCCAAGACUUCAUUCUUCCCCCGCUGCCUUGCAAUUCGCGUGCCAUAAAACGCACGAUCUCUAGCCUUCGAAGGAAGGAAGUCAUAACAGGUGGUCGCUGGAAGUACUGGGACAAGGACCCACGCGACCUCAACGGCGUUGACCCGGCGCAUGGUGGCCGGCUGUUGGAAGACGCAGUUUUCUCUGCGUUCGAGACUCUGUCCGACGACGUCAAGGAGUCAUUUAUUGCUAUUGGUGGCCCACAAGCCUCUCAAGAUGGCCAAGUUGAAUUCCGUUGCAAUCCGUCCUGCGUGCCCGUGUCACAAAACAGACGCGAGUCAUCCUUGUCCAGACCGGACGCAUACGCGCUGCUCAGCGACUAUAUCAGCCCAAUUCAGUGGUCGGAUGUCGUCAUACCCGGCGAAUUUAAGAAAAACGACAUAGCUACCGACAAGCUCGACGACCAUGAAAUCGUCGUCGAUUUCUUUUUGAGAGUGACAUUUUCGAAGCGGAGUGAUUUGGGAUACGACGAGACCAUGGUCAGGCUUCCCGCCUUGUCGCCACUGGACAAGUCGGUGGUGUACGAAAUCGAGGUCCGAGACCCUACGCAGACACCGGUGGUGAAGAAGUAUCGGACCCGGCGGCUGAUCUCUGAGCUCGGCGCAAUCUCUCCUCGGGGUCGCGGCACGCGUGUCUGGGAGGUAGACGAGCUGGACGCGGGCGGCAAUGCGGUGGGGACGACGACCAAGGUGGUGAAGGACACGUGGGGCGAUGAGGAUCGUCCAAUUGAGGGCGAAAUUGUCGCGAAGAUUCGCGAUAAGGCCAUCGCUGCCGGUCAAGGAGAGGACUUCAAGAAAUACUUCAUGUCCACAAGCCGGUAUGGCCACGUGUAUGUCGGAGAGGGCGACGACGCACGCCCCGAUUCCACGGCGAGCUUCAGACUAUCCAGGUUAGAUUCUCCCAAAAUACCGAUAAACGUUCCCACUCUCCGGAUCGCCGUCAACCCUGGACACCGCGCACAUGUGAUGACUCGACAAGGCCCAGUCGCCACCGACGCUGAUGUGCAAGCACAGAUUCCCGUGGAAUACUCGCGAUACUCUGCCAAGGUGCACCAUCGUAUCGUUUAUGACGAAGUGGGGACGCCCAUCUUCCGGGCUCAGUCGUUGCGCAGGGCGUUUCAGUGUAUUGGCCACGUGCUGCGGGGACUCGAUUUGAUGCAUCGACUUGGUUGGGUCCACCGAGACAUUAGCUACGGCAACAUUUUGAUCGUCGGGAAAAGAGGGAAGAUCACCGAUCUAGAAUACGCCAAAGAAGAUACGGACAUGUCUACUCACGGAAUUCGCACGGGUACCGUCUAUUUCAUGUCCCGGGAGGUCGAUUCGCACAGGUACCUGCACCUGGCGUAUAAGGCCGCGACAAAUGGACAAGUUUUCGCACUGGAGCAAGUCGAUAACGAUAUCGAGUACAACAGCGAGUCAGAUUGCGACAGUGACGCAGAAGAUGACGAGCCUACAGAAGCCGAACAUCCUCCUACCCCCGUAGCAAAGCCUACGGUCGACUCUCCAGCGGCUGCUAUUCCAUUUCGACACAACCCCCUGCACGACCUUGAGUCGGUUGUCUGGCUGUGCUUUUAUCUCCUGCUCGCUGCUACCUUCAAAAAGGAAAAGGUAGUUGGAUAUACACAUAAAGCGGUUGCUGCUUUCGCCGCCCACCAGGAUGAGGUUUUCCGCCACGUGUUCACUCGCCAGGAGAUGCGCCUCCACAUCAUGAAUCUGAACGCGAAGGUGGACGACAUAUUUUCCGGACUACAUCCAACAGUCAAGGAAGUAGCCGGUCACCUGCUAGCGAUGCGUGCACCUCUGGUGGAAGGCUUCAUCGCUGCCGAGGCGACGAUGUCAGCAGAAAAUCCAAUUCCCUUCACUGCAGGAUCCCGAGCCGUUGCCGAGAUGGGUAGACAUGUUUUCGAUAUCGUCAAUCAGUUGCUUUCCCGGAAGGACCUAAAGAUUCUCACCGAGGAUGACUUUAGGCCGCAGAGACCAGUGUGGAAGCAGAUCACUCCCAAAGCUAAGCCACGGCUUCUUCCGUCACCAACAGCAGAUGCGUCGACCCCUCAAGGCGCGAACGCAGAUCCUACGGCCGUCAAUGAGGUCCAAGAUCAUGGACUCGCGUCGGUGCAUGAUCAGGCCGGCGCAAUUGCUCGUCCCAACACUCGUAGCGCCUCGUCAACUCUUCGCAGGACCACUCGCUCGCAGAGCAAGAAGGCGCAGAGUUCGCAAGCAACGGCCACCGGUGACGACGCAGGAAUCUCGUCUUCCAUACAAGAGUCGCAGCCGAACACGAAGGGUAAGGGCAAGGCUCCUCACAGGACGACUCGCUCGCAGACGGCCAACAACGCCGACGGCAACAAGACUACGGAGACUGCUGUCAAGAAGGCAAAGUUCCGUGGUGGUGCGUCGCCUGUCGAAAAAGCCACUCGAUCGUCGCGUCGUGGCAGGAAUUUGUGAAGGCUCUUCUUUAUGAUGUUACGAGAAUGUUGUAUGUCAUAUCUUGUACAGUAUCAAAUAUAA
Phanerochaete carnosa HHB-10118-sp is the source of this 2718-nucleotide messenger RNA. RefSeq lists its product as uncharacterized. The record is from RefSeq and is a predicted model, not a curated record. The transcript has 4 exons. Lineage: Eukaryota; Fungi; Basidiomycota; Agaricomycetes; Polyporales; Phanerochaetaceae. Bases 1 to 2655 code for a protein of 884 amino acids.